GCAGUUGUAACUUACAACCCACGACCCCCCCUCCUAACAAACCAACUUCUUCUUCCUCAUUCAUUCCCAAUUCCCCUAUUACAUGCAACAUCUCAUAAACCCAAACCCUAGCUCGCUCAAUCAAUCAAUCUCCACUUGUUCAGUUUUUUGUUCUUGAUUUUCAAUUCAUUCAAAGAGAUGAAGGAGAUGAAUAAUCAUAUGGCGGAGAGUGGCCGUGGUGGUGGUGAUAAGAUCAGAGGUUCGUGGAGUCCGGAGGAGGAUGCGACGCUGAUGAGGCUGGUGGAGCAACACGGUCCUUGUAAUUGGGCCGUCAUAAGCACUGGAAUACCGGGGCGCUCUGGGAAGUCCUGCCGCCUACGGUGGAUCAACCAGCUGAGUCCGGCGGUGCAACACCGUCCUUUUACUCCGGCGGAGGACGCCGUCAUCCUCAAGGCGCACUCCGUUUACGGCAACCGGUGGGCCACCAUCGCUCGCCAAUUGCCCGGUCGGACUGAUAAUGCGAUCAAGAAUCAUUGGAAUUCUACUCUCCGCCGCCGGAGCAAGGAGGCGGAUGCGGAAGAGUCGAUCUCGGUGGUGGAGACGGAGGAGGAGGAGGAGUUGGGGGCAAAGCGGAUGAGGUUUCGGACGGUGGUGGAAUGCAAUGCCGCUGCGGCGGCGGCGGAGGAGCGGCGGCGGGAUCUUCCAAAAACGUCGCUGACGCUAUCGCCGCCGGGGGAGUCGCAGGCAGCGAGGGGUGAGGUUGUGAAGAAGAACGAAGAGGCGCGGAUCAUGAGAGGUGAUGAUGCUGAUGAGAGAGAGGAGAGAUCGACGGUGUUGAAUCAUCGGGCACUUAGGAAUAUGAUACGGCGUAUGAUAGCGGAGGAGGUUCGGAGGUACAUUGAUAGUGACAUAGUGUAAUGCUCGCAAAGCAUCAGUAGAAAUCAAAUCAAUCUCACGUAAAUUCACAAUCCUCCUCUAAGGUUAUAGCUUUGAUGAAGAUAGGAGUAGGGAAAAAACCAUGAAUUGGUACAAGUUAUAAUUGUAGAUUGGUAUCUCUCUCUUAUGUUUUGUUUUGUUUUAUGUUGGGUUUAUUGAAAAGAAAUUAAAAUUAA
This is a messenger RNA of Camellia sinensis, 1091 nucleotides long. RefSeq names its product transcription factor MYB77. Lineage: Eukaryota; Viridiplantae; Streptophyta; Magnoliopsida; Ericales; Theaceae. The record is from RefSeq and is a predicted model, not a curated record. Gene Ontology annotation, molecular function: DNA-binding transcription factor activity, RNA polymerase II-specific; RNA polymerase II cis-regulatory region sequence-specific DNA binding. Gene Ontology annotation, biological process: regulation of DNA-templated transcription. Gene Ontology annotation, cellular component: nucleus.